AAGGAAGAAGAAGCGGACGUCACAUCGUUUAAAGACAGUAACACACGCGGCUCAGGGCACACAGUGCUAACGUGCUAGUUAUCGAGGAGUAGAAGCGUGUGUGUGUGUGUGUGUGUGUGUGUGAAAAAGAAGUGAAACACUCGACUCGCUGCUGACAUGUCUCUGUUUCUUGUUAACAGAUAUCUUGGGGAGGAAGAAGAUGGAAGCAUCUCAAAAGAAUCUCGGUCUCAGGCAUUAUUGGCAAAACUGCAGCAGAAAGCAAAAGAGAAGCAGCAACAAAGUUUGACAGAACAGCGACAACAACAACUGCCCAAGGAACCAACCCAACAGCAACGUGUCGAAAAGAAAAGAAAAGCUCACAAGGACAGUGGUCAAGAGUUUCUACACCCCAAGAAGAAGAAGAAGAAAGCUAAUGUACAUGAUCUGGACUCUGAAAGCCAUGAUGAGCCUGUUGAACAGAAGAAGAAGAAGAAGAAGAAGAAGAAGAAUGAGGAGGAGACAGAAGAGGAGGAUGUAAAUGAUGGACAGAAUCCUGCAGGAGGACAGGGGGACACAGAGCAAGAAGAAGCAGCAGAGGCAGAAAAUGAGAAAACUGCGGCUCCAGCUGGAUUCAAAGUUGUAGGAGGGUUUGAAAACAGGCCUGUCCAAAAGGUGCACAGAGUCCUGCCUCAGUGGCUCGCUCAGCCUGACGUGAUUCACAGAGACAUUAAAAACAACCUGGUGCCCAUCUCUGACCUCUCUGGACUGUGUUCAGCACUUGUGAAAAGACUGCAAGAAAAUGGAAUUCAACACUUCUUCCCAGUGCAAGCAGAGGUCAUCCCUGCCAUCAUGGAGAACAUGCAGAGAGGACUGCUGAUUGGACGUGGUGGCUACAAGCCCAGAGAUAUCUGUGUGUCUGCACCUACAGGAAGUGGCAAGACGCUAGCAUUCGUCAUACCUGUCAUACAGAUGCUGAUGGAGAGGGUGGUGUGUGAAGUGCGGGCUUUGGCUGUGUUGCCAACCAAGGAGCUGGCUCAGCAGGUUUGCAAGGUGUUCACAUCCUACACCGAGGGAACUGCCCUGAAAGUGGUCAUGCUGGCCGGUCAGAGGUCCUUUGCUGCAGAGCAGGCUUCACUCGCAGAACACAGAGGCGACAGGAGACGCAGUUUAGCAGACAUUGUUGUGGCGACUCCUGGACGACUGGUCGAUCACAUCAACAAGAAUUCAGGCUUAUGUCUCCAGCACCUGAGAUUUCUGAUCAUUGACGAGGCAGACAGGAUGAUUGACAGCAUGCACCAGUCUUGGCUCAGUCAGGUGGUAAAGGCCGUCUACAAAUCAGGAAGUGAACCCAGAGCCAUGUCCAUCUUCAGGAGAACUGAACCAACACAUGUUACAGCAGCCAGUCUGUCUCCACCUCAGAUGCCUCUACAGAAGCUGCUGUUUUCUGCCACACUCACACAGAACCCAGAGAAGCUGCAGCAGCUGGGCCUCCACCAGCCCAGACUCUUCAGUUCUGUCCACAGUGACUCCACCCACAAGCAAGACUGCUUCCACUUCCCCCAAGGUCUGACGGAGUAUUAUGUUCCCUGUAUGUUGAGCAAAAAGCCUCUGCUCCUCCUCCACUUCAUCCUACGAAUGAAGCUCCGCCCCAUCCUCUGUUUCACCAACUCCAGAGAGACUGCACACAGGCUCUUCUUGCUGGUGCAGCUGUUUGGUGGAGUUACUGCUGCAGAGUUCUCCUCUCGUCUCUCUCCUGGCGAGAGGAAGAAGAAGCUGAAGGAGUUUGAACAAGGAAAGAUCCAACUGUUGGUCAGCACAGACGCAGCAGCCAGAGGCAUCGACAUCAACGGCGUGAAGUGUGUGGUGAACUAUGAUGCACCACAGUACGUCAGGACGUAUAUCCACAGAAUUGGAAGAACGGCACGAGCAGGAAAAGCAGGCCUCGCCUUCACCUUUCUACUCGGAGUACAGGAGAAGAGGUUUCUGCAGAUGGUGGUGGAAGCAGGAAGCCCUGGGAUUCAAAAACAGAUCGUCAAACCUGAGAACCUGCGGAGUAUGGAAGCCCGGUUUGAAGUCACCCUGCAGGAGCUGGCUAAGGUUAUAAAGUCUGAGAAAGCCAGAUGAUGAUGAUGAUGAUGAUGAUGGAUCAAUCAUGUGGCAGUUUCCACGUGAAGAUCCCCGCACAUGGGAAUGAGCUGAGACAAUUUAGUGACCAUGCGGACCAAUAAUUAACCGAGGUGUUCAUCUGUGUGAAUAAUGACAACAAAAGCAGUCAUUAAAGACAAACCUUGGUUUAUAGUCCUUAAGAUCAUUUGAAAAAAUAUGGACAAUGUCGAGGACAAAGAACAUCUGUUGGAGAUGAGAGGAUGAGACUGAAGAGACACGUGUUUUAAUUCAGGAGAUGCAGUAAUGCGUCAUCAUGGUAUCUAAGCUGGCCUUAAACCCAGUGGAGCACAACUGAAUUAGCACAUGUGUAUAUAAUGUUAUAUAACAAGUGAAUAUCUGUGAUACUGUGUUUUUGUGAAUGAACGCUGGAUACUGUUGUAUUUUAAUUAUCAAAACUUUUAUUAUCGUUUGCCAAUUUAAAAAAAUCGUGAGAGUAUAAUUUCCAUAAUCGUGGGCGCUUCACACCACAGUAACAUAGUGUAAAGUGAUGACGGUACCUUUAGCUUUACUAUCACUCAUUCAUUUCCUCACAUUCACAAAACUCAGGUUUUAACUGAAGCUUUUAAUAAUUGAAUAUUUUCUAAUUGUUAUAUUAAUGAACAGUUUUCACAAGUAGUAAAAACUAUCACUCACAGGUAUUCCCAUGUCAUGUUAAGUGGCCAACAGUCAAAACAUGAUAUUCAUUAAACCAAGAAAGAAAUGUCA
Solea senegalensis (Senegalese sole) is the source of this 2850-nucleotide messenger RNA. RefSeq names its product DEAD (Asp-Glu-Ala-Asp) box polypeptide 51 (gene ddx51). Lineage: Eukaryota; Metazoa; Chordata; Actinopteri; Pleuronectiformes; Soleidae. Gene Ontology annotation, molecular function: nucleic acid binding; ATP binding. Gene Ontology annotation, cellular component: nucleus. The transcript has 16 exons. Bases 157 to 2103 code for a protein of 648 amino acids. The record is from RefSeq and is a predicted model, not a curated record.